AUGUUCAUGCACACUCACUUUCUGCAGAGGAGGAAGAUCAAGCCUGCGCCCACCUCCGACUUGUCUCAUUUCACACAAGGCGAGCGUAGCGUUCUGGCAGCAGUGCCUGUGCCGAAGCGAAAGAAGGCCUUGCACCCGUUUUGGGUGGCUGCAGAGUCCAAAUUCAAGACACUGGUGAAAACUGACUUACAAUGCCUCCACCCUACAGUCCUGGCACCGGAGCUUUUAGAUCUGCCG
This is a messenger RNA of Sphaeroforma arctica JP610, 237 nucleotides long. RefSeq lists its product as hypothetical. The transcript has 3 exons. The record is from RefSeq and is a predicted model, not a curated record. Lineage: Eukaryota; Ichthyosporea; Ichthyophonida. The annotation marks the transcript as partial.